AUGUCGGCACAGCCGCCACCAAGUGCACAACCAACAAGUGCGCAGGCUACAGAAGAGCCCGCCAUCUCUAGCCAAUGGCUUCUAGACAAGCUCAAGAAGAAGUCCCGUGAAGACAAAGAAGAUUACCUCCGUAUCCUCCGCUUCCACGUCAAAGAAAGCGCCGCAGAGAAUGCAUUGCAACAAGCACGAAAUACCACAAUAUCCGAAUUUGUACUACAGAAACUUCAGAGACUUGAAGGCCUGACCGUCCUGAAGAAGUCCAUUGACAAGAGCGUGAGACGUGUAGCUGAACAUCGUGAACGCGACGAAUUAGUCAUAGAACUCGCUCAGUCAGGGUUAGAGGCUAUGGAAGAAGGAGAAAAACGAAAGCGCGCGGUGGAGAAGCUCGAGUUUAAGAUGAAGAAGAGAAUGUUCGAGUCGUUGGUGGACGCUGCCAUGCAUGACGGCUUACAGAAGUUGACCGUUGCGGUCGAGGAAAUUGUACGGAAUCAUGUGCCGAAUGAGGCCGAUGCUCAUCAAUCGUAG
Molecule: messenger RNA, 525 nt
Organism: Alternaria infectoria
Lineage: Eukaryota; Fungi; Ascomycota; Dothideomycetes; Pleosporales; Pleosporaceae
Exons: 4
Coding region: 1-525 (174 amino acids)
Source: RefSeq, a predicted model, not a curated record